ACCACGCCCUCCCCGGACCCGGCCAGGUCCAGCGGCGCGGGAGCGGGAGGUCGGAGCGCCGGGGCACCAGGACGGCCCGUGGCCGUCUCUGCACGAUGAGGCCGGCGAGACGCCGCUGGCCACCGCGGAGCCCUACGCGGCUGGAUCUGGGGUGGCUGCCGGCCUGAGCAUUGCAGUGCGAGACCCCUUGGGCGGGCAGCAUGGGCAGCGGCCCUCCCCUGGAGCCCCCGGGAAGACAGCCACUGCCUCUACUGGAAAGCUCUGCCGUGGGUGUCUGGCACGGUCAGGCUGAGUCCUGGGACACCAAUCCCAGGGGCAGCACUGGGUGUCCCCACACGUCCCCACCCUUGGAACCACCUACACCUGAGCCAAGCAAUUCCAUUAAACUUGACUGCUGUACUGCCCGCCUCCCUGGUGACUUCAGACAACCCGAGGGACCCUGUGUGCUCCCUGGCCCUGUCCUGGGUCCCCCACCAUUCACACUGGCCUGCUGGCUGCCAUUCCCAGGUGCCAGGGGCUCUGCUGCAUGUGACACUAAAAGCCACACUUGGUGACUUCAGAGCCCACUAGGGACCCUUCGUCCGGGGCCCGAGUCCCUUUUGGGGAGGUAGUGGGCAUCCCAUAGCUGCUGAGUCCCUGUGGACCUCUGCUUCCAACCUGCCGACAAGUGACCCCAGUAAAAGUCUGCUCACCAUCCCCCAUCAGCACCUGAUGUGCAGGGUUUGUGUGCCGACCUCCGAGGGACCCAGCAGCCCACCUUACUGUCCAGAAGAGUAGGGUGGGGCAGCAAGGGACCAGUCCUAGCGCCCGCAGGGCCGUGACAGGCCCAUGACCCAGGGAUGCUCCCCACCCCAGAUCCACAUCCUGGGAAUCCCGAGUGAGCCCUCUGCACUUCACCCCUAGCUGGAGGGCAGCAAAGCCUCUGCUGGGGUUUCUUGAGCUGAUUUGUAACUUUCCAAGUCAGGCACAGUUGGCACCCCUUGGCACUGCAGGAGCCCCGCUGGGGCUGACUCAGAGGGGCAAGCCUAUGGUCCCCAGCGGCCUACAGGAAAUGGCCCCGGUGGCUCUCGCGAUGCUGCUGCUGCUGCUGUUGCCACAGCCGCUGUCCGGGCCCCUGGCACGUGCGGACGCCUGCCCUGCCGCCUGUCGCUGCUACAGCACCACGGUAGAGUGUGGCGCCCUGCGACUACGUGGGGUCCCACCCGGGAUCCCAGCUGGGACACAGACGCUGUUCCUGCAGGACAACAGCAUCGUGCGCCUGGAACCGGGUGCCCUGGCUCCGCUGGCAGCCCUGCGCCGCCUCUACCUGCACAACAACAGCCUGCACGCCCUUGAGGCAGGCGCCUUCCGCGCACAGCCCCACCUGCUGGAGCUGGCCCUCACCCGGAACCGGCUCCGCGGUCUACGGGGCGGCGCAUUCGCAGGCCUGGCCCAGCUCCGCGUGCUCUACCUGGCCGGCAACCAGCUGACGCGGCUACUGGACUUCACGUUCUUGCACCUGCCGCGGCUGCAGGAGCUCCACCUCCAAGAGAACAGCCUGGAGCUGCUGGAGGAGCAGGCCCUGGAGGGACUCUCCUCUCUGGCCCUCCUCGACCUCAGCAGGAACCAGCUGGGCACCAUUAGCCGGGAGACGCUGCAACCCCUAGCGAGCCUUCAGGUCCUGCGCCUCACAGAGAACCCUUGGCGCUGCGACUGCGCCUUGCACUGGCUGGGCGCCUGGAUCAAGGAGGGUGGCCAGCGGCUGCUGGGUGCCAGGGGCAGGAGGAUCACGUGUGCCGAGCCGCCCCGCCUGGCACUGCAGAGUCUGCUGGACGUGUCGGGCAGCAGCCUCGUGUGCAUCCCGCCCUCCGUGCACGUGGAGCCCCCGGAGCUCACAGCCAACCUGGGGGACGACCUGCGGGUGGCCUGCCGGGCCUCGGGCUACCCGCAGCCCCUGGUCACCUGGCGGAAGGCGCCACUACCGCGCGAGGGCAGGCUGCAGGUUCGGGCCCAGCGGGAGGGCGCGGCGCACGGCCACCCUGAGCCCGCGGUGGCUGACACGGGCAGCGGCAUGCUGUUCCUGAGCAACGUCACGCUGGCGCACGCGGGCCGGUACGAGUGCGAAGCGGCCAACGCCGGCGGCGCCGCCCGCGUGCCCUUCCGCCUGCUGGUCAACGCGUCCCGGGCCAGGCCCACCGCCCCCGUGCCCCUGCCCGCGCACCCGGCCGGUGACGAGCCGCAGCUCGAGCCGGGGAGCCUGGCCUUCCGCGCCCUGGGCCUGGCCACGCAGACGGCCGUGGCGGGGGCCAUCGCGCUCCUGGCGCUCACCGCACUGCUGCUGGCUGCCAUGAUCUGCCGCCGGCGCCGGCGCCGCAAAAAAGGCUGCGUGCCACAAGGCGAGGGCGUGCUGUUCGCCAACGACUACUCGGACGGGCCCUGCACCUCGGCGCAGCUGGAGGAGCUCCAUGGCGAGCGUGGGCAUGCCAUGUUCGUCAUCAACCGCUCUAAGCCGCUGCUCGCUGAGGGCCCGGCCGAGGGAUUGCGCCCAACACCGCACGGAGCCUACGAGAUCCACUGCUGAGCACCACACGGCUUGGCGUCCACCAACAGCCGGCUUGUGGGGGACUGGCCGGCGGCACGCGUGCUCACUCAGUAAAGGUGGAACCCAAACUCA
Messenger RNA from Ochotona curzoniae (black-lipped pika), 2653 nucleotides. It is a transcript of the gene LRRC24, whose product is annotated as leucine rich repeat containing 24. The transcript has 4 exons. Gene Ontology annotation, molecular function: protein binding. NCBI's taxonomy places the organism in Eukaryota, Metazoa, Chordata, Mammalia, Lagomorpha, Ochotonidae. The record is from RefSeq and is a predicted model, not a curated record. Bases 1028 to 2560 code for a protein of 510 amino acids.